Durio zibethinus is the source of this 1924-nucleotide messenger RNA. The record is from RefSeq and is a predicted model, not a curated record. Lineage: Eukaryota; Viridiplantae; Streptophyta; Magnoliopsida; Malvales; Malvaceae.
CUUCCUAAAGGAAUGAAAAUUUUAGUUAGCUUGAGGCAUUUACAUAUCAGUUAUACAGUUCAAGUCCCUGAUGAGAUCGGAUGUCUAACUAGUCUUCGGACUUUGCAAAUAUUUGAGGUGGGUACAAAUAGGAGAUGGGGAAUUGGACAAUUGGGAUGUUUAAGUGAACUUGGAGGAAAGUUGGCGAUAUCAAGUCUCCAGAAUGUUAGAAACAAAGAAGAAGCCCAGGGAACAAAAAUGUGGGAGAAGAAGAAAUUACAAAAGCUGGAAUGCCAAUGUAAGUCAGGGAGGAACGGCAGCAGAAAUGAUGAGGAAGUAUUGGAAGGGCUGGAGCCUCACUCAAAUUUGAAAAGCUUAACUAUUUGGAAUUAUAAUGCGGAGAACAAUCCAUCAUGGUUGGUAAGGAAGAGUGUUAGUGGUCCAAGUGCUAAUUCUUUUCAACCUAUCAUCAAUUUGGUGGAGUUGAAUCUAUUCUAUUGUGAGAAUUUAAAGAAUCUUCCAACUCUCGGGCAAAAUCCCAAUCUCAGAUUUCUGAGAAUACGUGAUUUAUACAAUGUAAGGUGCAUAGGAAAUGAAUUUUAUAUGAAUAACAAUAGUUGUGAUAGUGGUGAUGAGAAGAAACCUAUCACAUUGUUUCCGGCAUCGGAAAAAUUCUCCUUGGUGGACUUGAAAGAAGUAAAAGAAUGGUUAGACAUAGAGCCAGGAGUUCCCACGUUUCCUUCGCUAAAAAAGUUGGAAAUUGUAGGUUGUGACAAGCUAAGCAGCGUUCCAGUAAUGAGUAGGCUUUCUUCUCUUGAGAUACUGACUAUUGCAUUCUGCGGGGGGUUAAGUUUGAUAGGCGAUGGACUGUUUCCCUCCAGUCUAAAAAAUUUAGCAAUACAAGAGUGUAGGAAGUUGAGCUCCAUUCCAAGUGUCGAGGGUGGUAUCUCUUUUCUUCAAGAGCUUCGGGUGAAGGGAUGUGAUGAAUUAAGUAAAAUAGAAGAGGGACAGAUUGCCUCCACAUGUCUAAGAGAUGUAUACAUAUGGAAAUGUCCUAAAUUGACGUCCAUUCCCAGUAUAGAUGGCUGCUGCUCUUUUUUAAGCUUAAGCCUGGAUGGAUGCGAAGGAUUAACAAGUCUACCAAGUGGAUUGGGAACCUGUACUUCUCUUCGGGAUUUGUAUAUAUCCAAUUGCACUAAUCUCAAGUCAAUUCCAGAAGAUGUAUGCCAACUGCAAUCUCUUCUGAAUUUGUAUAUCAGAUAUUGUGAAAACUUGAAGAGCAUUCCAGAGGGGAGCCUUGGUUGUCUCACCCGUUUGAAGACAUUGGAAUUGGGUCCUUUCUCAGAAGAGCUAGAGGAAUUCCCCGGUCUCGGUUCCAUCCACCACCUCCACUCUUCCCUUGAAAACUUGAUCUUAGUUGGAUGGGAAAAACUAAGCUCUCUGCCAGAUCAACUUCAACAACUCACCGCACCUGACGAAUUAUGGAUUUGGAACUUCAGUGGAGUGAAAGCUUUGCCAGAGUGGUUGGGAAACUUGUCCUCUCUUCGAUCCUUAUAUAUUUGCGAUUGUGAAAAUCUGGGUCACCUGCCAUAUAAGGAAGCCAUGCAACGCCUCUCCAUUCUGAAGCAGCUUUCGAUCGUUGGUUGUCCGCGAUUAAAAGGAAACUUUGCUGAGCAGUCCAAGAUCUCCCACAUUCCAAAUAUCUGCGGCGAUAUUUUUGGAGUGUGAGGCUUCCAAGAGAUUAUUUUUUUUUGAAAAAUAGAGCAGAAUAUUUACCAACUCUAAGCACCAAUAAAGGCGCGGCGGUGCCCUGGCUCCCCUUUUCCCUUGUUUCAUUAUGAAUUCUGAUGCGUCCGCCAUCUGAGGAAGCUGUGCAGUGCCUCUCCCGUCCGUUUCGCAGGAUCUCUCUAUUAAACGAAAAAUGUGGCGUCUGAGGCUUCCAACA